Messenger RNA from Pangasianodon hypophthalmus (striped catfish), 7782 nucleotides. It is a transcript of the gene rps6kal, whose product is annotated as ribosomal protein S6 kinase a, like. NCBI's taxonomy places the organism in Eukaryota, Metazoa, Chordata, Actinopteri, Siluriformes, Pangasiidae. Gene Ontology annotation, molecular function: ribosomal protein S6 kinase activity; ATP binding; magnesium ion binding. The transcript is spliced from 18 exons. The record is from RefSeq and is a predicted model, not a curated record. Gene Ontology annotation, biological process: protein phosphorylation. The coding region runs from base 5195 to 6931 and encodes 578 amino acids.
GUUCGCACAAAGAUGGAACGAGAUAUUCUGGUGGAAGUGAAUCAUCCCUUCAUUGUGAAGUUGCACUAUGCCUUUCAGACAGAAGGGAAGCUCUAUUUAAUUUUGGAUUUUCUCAGGGGUGGAGAUGUAUUUACUCGCUUAUCCAAAGAGGUAAGUGUUCUGUUUUCCUCUGCAUUAACCUUUUAAUGCCUUUAUUUCCCCAGUUGUCUUCACUGGAAAAUGCCAGUUAUUAACUGCCUUAAUUCGUAUUUGCAUCCUGUGGUGGUUUAUGGUGCUGUGUGUCAACCAGCCUUCAGGCAAACGCUGACUGGUUGGCGGGAGGUGUGUUCGGACACGUUGCGAUGAGACUUUGACUUUCGUGGGUUUUAUUAAAGGUUUUUCAGUAAUAUUAUCUCUCAAACAAUAAAUUGUUAAACAUUAAAAUGUAAACAAUAUAAUGUUCCCUUACCACAUCCAGUACUUCAGUAUGGUACUGGAGACGUGUUCGUGCUCCCACGCAUAAUAAUAGACGAAAUGAUGAAAAAUGCUUUCUAAAAUGUCAGUUUAGACAGAGUAGCGCUGUUAGAUUCAUAGGCUGGUGUAUUUAAUAAAAUGUCUCCUCUAUGAAAAACCUCACUUGAAUGGCUAUAAAUCAACCACACACUUGACUUUUUUUUUUUUUUUUUUUUUUCCCCCUUCUAAUGGUCUUCCAAUAAAGACACAGUGUCAGUGAUGUAAACCACAGCAGCUCAGUUAAAAAAAUAUAAAAUAUCAAUUCCGUGAUUGAUAGAAUUGUAGAUCUAAACACUAGUUAAACUGAAGUGCUUAAGUACAAGAGAUUGAUACUGCUGAGUACAGAUGAGUGAAAACGCUUCAGAAAUGCUUUCAAUGAGAAGUGAUUUGGUUUAUAACUGAUCACAUAAAUUGAUUCAUUUUUUCCACCCAGCACUUUUCAAAACAAAGUUACACCCAUCUUGUCUUCUGUUGAUGAUUCCUACAAUGAAACACUGAAAUCUCCUUUGUUUUUGCUGUUUUUCACUGUCUCGUUUUUGCACAUUUUUGCCUUCUGUGACAUGCUUGCAGAUACGCACUUGCAGAAGUAUAAAUCAGCUCAAAGAGGGAAAUUAAAAUUAUUUCUUCUUACAAGAAGUCAAAUCAAAACCACAGUCAUAGGUUGGCGAAAAUGACCUAAUUAAAAAUGGAUUUAAAUGCUAAAAAUGCAUGUGAAGUGUGUCAUUUCAUAAUUUGACCAAUUUUGCAUUAGUAGAAGUUGUUACUCCUGCUUUGUGUUUUAUUUCCGACUCUGAAAAGUGAAACUGUUGCUGGCAAAUUUGCUACAUGACUUGACAAUGAACCAUGUGGAACUAACAAAAACUUCCUUAAGUAAUAAAAUGAUUUGGAGGUAAUAAAAACAAAUCACAAAAAAAAUGAUAAAAGAUUAUUAAAUCACAAUUUUAAAUGAAUUUAUGUUUUACUUUAGUUUUCGUUGUGACUCAAACAUAACAAAUAAAUGGUUUAUGGUUUACUAAAUUUGUGCUGUACUAAAAUAAUUAGAUUAAUCAACAUAAAUUAGUUUAUCGCUCAAUGUAAUAAAAUACAUACUGCAUGGACCAUGAAGACUGACCUGGCAGCAAAUGAACACAGCUGUUUACCUAUUUACAGGUUUUAUUUCAGUAGGCUUCUCUAACUAAAACCAAAUUUCUUCGUGGGCUCAGAUGUCCUAUCACUGUACAGCUGAGCAGUGUUUCUACUCAGCACCAUGGAUAGCGACAGUAGCUAGAAUCCUUUGGUGUCUCAGUCAUGUUUAUGGACUGAGGUUUAAUUAAUUGAGAAAUCUAAAACUCUUCACAAUUAAAAUAUAAUAAGCCAGUAAUCUACACACAAUAACCCAAACACAAUAAUCUACACACAGUAAUAAUGACAAAGAGAAAGCAAGUGUCUUUUUUUUUUUAUUUUUUUUUUUUAGAUAUUUUCACAAAUUUAUUGAAAAUCAAAAAUGAAAAUCUCUCAUUUAGUUAAGUAUUCAGACACAUUAUUCAGUACUUUGGAGAAGCAACAUUGGCAGCAAUUAAAUUUUCAUGUUUUCUGGGUAACAAGCUACGUACAUUAGGAUUUUGUCAGUUUCUCUCAUUCUUCCAGACAGAAACUCUCAAACUCGACCAGAUCGGAGCAUCUGUGAACUGACAUUAUCAGGUCUCCACAGAUCUUCUUUGGGGUUCAAGUCUGGGCUUUGGCUAGGCCUCUCAGGGACCUUCAGAGACUUCCAGAAGCCUCUCCAGUGUUGUCUUGGCUGUAUGCUUUAGGUCAUUGUUGUGCUGACAGGUGAACCAAUCUGAGGUCGUUUGCCCUCUGGAGCAGGUUUUCUAUAAGUAACUGCGUUAGUCAAUCCCUCAAUUCUGACCAUUGUCCCUGUCCCUCUCACUGAGAAGCAUCCCGGUGGCAUGACGCUGCCAUCACCAUGCUUCACCAUUUUUUUUUUUUUUUUUUUUUUUUUUUUUUUUAAAGCAAUUUUGUCUCAUCCGACCAGAGAAUCAUUUUUCCGUAUGCCAUCUCAGUCCUCUAAAUGCUUGCCAUUGCCAUGCCUUCCAUCUAGCUACCCUAUCUUAAAGUCCUGACUGAUGGAGUGUUUCUUAGAUGGUUGUUCUUCCACCAGGUUCUCCAGUCUCUUCAGAAGAAGCAAUGUUAGUGUAGCCGUUGGGUUGUUGGUUACCUCCCUAACCCAGGCCCUUGUAACCUGGUUACUGAGUUUGGAUGGAUAGCCAGGUCUUUGUGGUGGUUCCAAACCUCUUCCAUUUCACAUUGAUGGAGCACGUUGUCCUCCUGGGAACAUUCAAAGCUUUAGAAAUGGUUUUAUACUCUUGCCCAGAUUUAUGUCUUGACACAAAUCGAUCGUGGAGGUCUACAGAGAGGUCCUUGCACUUCAUGGCUUGGUUUUUUGUCUGACAUGCACUAUGAAUUGUGGGACCUUAUACACACAGGCGUGUGCCUUUCUAAAUCAUGUCCAAUCAUUUGAAUUUUCCACAGAAAAUUAAAGCAAAAAAGAUGUACUGAGCUCAGUGUGGAGUGCCUUAGUCAAGGGUCUGAAUCCUUAUCUAAAUGAGAGAUUUUGAUUUUUUUUUUUUUUCAGUUUUUGAUUUUUAAUAAAUUUUCCAAAAAAAAAAAAAUUCUAAAAAUGUUUUCUCUUUGUCGAUUUUGUGAAAAUUAAUGGUCUAUUUUAAAGUACAUUUAAUCCAUUUUAAUUAAAUCUGUUAUACAUCAAAGUGUGCAAAAAGAGAAGGGGUCUGAGUACUUUCUGAAUCCACUGUAUACUUGCAUACAUGUUAGUCAGUUACAGAAUUAUCAGUAAAGAUGUUUGAAAGAUUAUGAAUUUUUUGUGGUUAAUUAAAUUAAUGGCACACUGAAAGUGUGAGAAACGUAAUUUAAAUAAUUUAUUAUUUAAUUUAAUUAUUUAAUUUUUUUUUCCUAUGAAAAUAACAAAAAUAACUUUAACAUGUGCAUGCACAUACAUUUUGCUUCUUUGUCUUUCGGGAAGAUCCAAACAGGACCCAGUUGUUGCUUCUUGGCAGAGGCAGUUAGAUUUCUCCUGGUACUUCAUGGAGUCCAUAAUGCCAUGAAUUCAUGGUACCAUGGGUCUCAUCUGACCACAGAACCCAGUUCCUGUCAAAAAUCCAGGGGGGUAUAGCAAACUCCAGGUGCUUGUUUAUGGUUAGAUGCAAGAAAAAGCCUUUAUUCGGGUAUAUCUAAAUAGUUUGCAUUGAAGUGACAUCUAAUUGUAUAUUUGGAGACUUUGUAACCCAAAAAUGCUGCCAUUUUCUGCAAAUCUCCAGCUGUGGUCCUUGAAGAAAUAUUUGCCCCUUUAAACCUUCUCCUCACUACACAUGGGGCAAAUACACUUGAGUCCUCUGCCAGGCAGGUUCAUUACAGCUCCAACUGUAUUAAACUUCUUUAUUAUUGCCCUGACAGUGGCUGUGGGCAUUUUCAGACAAUUUUUGUAAUAGUCAUUUGAUGAAUGACAAAAGGAAUUUAGAAAUAUUAAUACCCUGUAAAAAAGUAAGUCAUGGAUAACUGCUUAUGAGUUCCUAAACACUAAAAUAUGAACGGAAACAUGCUACAGUUACAUUUUAUUCAUGAACAUUUUUAAGGGAAAAUGUAAGUGUGCUUUUUGGAGAUUUUUUUUUUUUUUUUUUGUAACUUCCGUUUAAAGAUUGGUUUCUCUCAUUUUUAGUGUGAGAUUAAGCUAUUUACCACAAAGACAUUUAUUUUCAUGAUAUUUUUAACUCAUCAUUACCAAGGGCACCAGUUAAACUAAGUUACCACUACGUGAUGAAGUCAGACUGUUUUCUCAUUAUCCGUCUGUCUAUGCGUCCAUCCAAGAUUCUAUUUAUCACAAGAACAACUGGUUGAAUCUUUGUAAGAUUUGGAUAACUGAAUUAUCAUCGUAACCAGCAGAUGAAGUGAUUUUGGAAAUGAUCCAACCAGGAUCAAGGUCAAAUGUCUGAAAUAGUUCUUUUCAAUAGCUUCCUUCCUGUUUGACAUACAGAGGUGUUACAUGUUCACCUUCAGGGCUCAAGGCCCAUUUUCUGGCUAUCUAAGGUCUUUGCCAUCCGUCUGUGCAUUCAUGUUAGUGUGAUCUCAAGAAUGAGUGGUUGUAAGAGUUCUACUUGUUUAACAAUCAAAUAUAUGACAGAAACUAAGUUCAACAUAAUUUGUCAUAAUGUGUUCAGAUAGCAUGAUAUCUCAAGAACGAGUGGUUGAAUGUUUGUAUGAUUCAUAUGGAAUCUAUAUUUAUAUGGAAGGUAUUACAAUUUAGUAACGAGAAGGACUAGACUUGUUGGCAGCAAAGGCAUCUCCGCCAACAAGUUCGACUUGGUGUGUCAGAAGAAACUAAAAUUAUUAAAAUAAAAUUAAAUCAGUGGUAACUUUGAGUCAGUCAUUUUGUUGCAUGUAAAGGCAGUUUUUCAUAUUUGCAGCUAAAAUAAAUAGCCACAAUUUACUCACUGUUAUUUUUGCUUAACAUUUUAAUGCUCUUGUCUGUCUUUAUUAAUAUCUCUGUGUAAAGCUUGGUUGUUGUGUCUACUGUGUAUUCUGUAACAGUAACUUUUUUGUUUGUUUGUUUUUGUGUGACUGUAAAUGCUAUUGUUGACUUAUUUUAUUUGUGUUUCAUUAUGUUUUGUGCAAAGAUCAGAGAGUAAAUCUGUCCAGUUCUUACUAGGUUAUGUUUACAGAGGAGGAUGUGAAAUUCUACCUUGCAGAGCUGGCCCUUGCAUUGGAUCACCUUCACAACCUAGGCAUUGUUUACAGAGACCUGAAGCCUGAAAACAUUUUGCUUGAUGAAGCUGGACAUAUCAAGCUAACAGACUUCGGGCUCAGUAAAGAAUCAGUAGACCAGGAUAGGAAAGCGUACUCUUUUUGUGGCACUGUGGAAUAUAUGGCCCCUGAGGUGGUCAACAGGAGAGGACACACACAGAGUGCUGACUGGUGGUCUCUUGGUGUUCUAAUGUUUGAAAUGCUGACAGGGACAUUACCAUUUCAAGGGAAAGACCGGAAUGAGACAAUGAACAUGAUUCUUAAAGCUAAAUUGGGAAUGCCACAGUUUUUAAGUUUGGAAGCACAGAGUCUUUUAAGAAUGCUCUUUAAAAGAAACCCAGCAAAUCGUUUAGGAGCCGGUCCAGAUGGCGUAGAAGAGAUCAAACGACACGCCUUUUUCUCCACCAUAGACUGGAACAAGCUGUACCGGUGCGAACUUCAGCCUCCUUUCAAACCAGCAGCGGGAAAACCAGACGACACAUUCUGCUUUGACCCUGAGUUCACAGCAAAAACCCCAAAGGACUCUCCAGGCAUUCCUCCCAGUGCAAAUGCACACCAGCUCUUCAAAGGCUUCAGCUUUGUAGCGCCAGUCUCCCUGGAGGAGAGCAAGAGCUCCCCUCUAGUUAGCAUCCUCCCCAUUGUUCAGAUGCAUAGCGGCACAGCACAGUUCUCGGACGUGUACGAGCUGAAAGAGGACAUCGGCGUGGGCUCGUACUCCAUAUGCAAGCGCUGCAUCCACAGAGUCACAACUAUGGAGUUCGCAGUGAAGAUUAUUGACAAAAGUAAACGAGACCCUUCAGAGGAGAUUGAAAUUCUUAUGCGGUACGGCCAGCACCCGAAUAUCAUUACAUUGAAGGAUGUGUAUGAUGAGGGGCGAUUUGUGUAUCUGGUAACGGAGCUAAUGAAGGGAGGAGAGCUGUUGGAUAAGAUUCUCAGGCAGAAGUUCUUCUCAGAACGAGAAGCAAGCGCUGUGCUCUACACCAUCACCAAAACGGUGGACUAUUUGCACUGCCAAGGGGUGGUUCAUAGGGACCUGAAGCCCAGCAACAUUCUGUACAUGGACGAUUCGGGGAACCCCGACUCCAUCCGAAUCUGCGACUUCGGCUUUGCCAAGCAGUUGAGGGGGGAUAAUGGCCUUCUGCUCACACCGUGUUACACUGCUAACUUUGUAGCGCCCGAGGUAUUGAUGCGUCAGGGUUAUGAUGCAGCCUGUGACAUCUGGAGUCUGGGCGUUCUUCUUUAUACCAUGUUAGCUGGGUACACCCCUUUCGCUAACGGCCCCAAUGACACCCCAGAGGAGAUUCUAUUGCGUAUCGGCAGUGGCAAGUUCUCUCUCAGUGGAGGAAACUGGGACACCGUAUCUGACUCCUCAAAGGAUCUUUUGUCUCACAUGCUUCAUGUGGACCCUCAUCAGCGGUAUUCGGCCGAGCAGGUACUGAAACACUCAUGGAUUGCCUGCCGGGACCAGCUGCCCCAUUUCCAGCUCACCCGACACGAUGCACCUCACCUGGUUAAGGGAGCAAUGGCUGCCACAUACUCAGCAUUGAAUCAUAAGACAUGCCAGCCAGUCCUGGAACCUGUGGCAGCUUCCAGUUUGGCCCAGCGCAGAAGCAUGAAGAAGUUAACUUCCACUGACAUGUUGUGAACAGAAGCAUCUUCACAUCACUGUGUUCUCUCCUCCCCAUUUUGUCUAUUUAUUUGUUUGCUCCUGUCCCCACUGUUUGGCAUUUUUCCUCAGCACCUACACAUUGUAAUUGGACAUGAGACAUUGUCUAUUUGGACACUUUGACAUUAGGGAGGCUGUUUAGCAAGUUACAGACUGAGAGACUGCACUGAACAUGGCUGAAAUCUAAAUCCAAAAUGCUGCAGGGCUGCAGUGUGUGUUUUUUUUUUUUCCCCAUUUCCUCUUAUAUGCAUUCUCUGGAACUCUCCAUUUUUGUCUUUUCUCGAUCAUUCUUCAUUUUCUCUCUCCCUCUUUCCCGCUAAGUGGAAAAACAGCACCAGCGCCUAUUCUCAUUCACUGUGACUGGCUGACCUAAAGCUGCUUUAAGUAAACUGUGCUCUGCCUUCCUUCCCCAGUUUAAAACACCUCUGUUCAUUCGCCACUCCUUUUCUCCCUCUGUCUUGAUCAGCCUACUCCUGUCUCUUGAUAGUUUAUCUGAGAGGAAAGGUGCGUUUUGGAAGUUUCCUGUCUUUUAAAGCCAUUUAGCAUGCGGCUGGAGGAAUCAGUGUAUCUGAACCACUCAAUGUUACCUCAAGUCGAGUUGAUGAGCUGAAAGCGGAGACUUCUUUAAGCUUUCAAUGAGUGUAUAUAGAAUUUAGCGCCAGAGAGAUUGUCAAACCCGACCCGAUCAACCCCCAUCAUAUCAAUUAUAUUUAAGCAGAUUUGCACUGAAGCUUGUCAGGUUGUUGCUUUUGCAUUUUUUUUUUUUAUUUUUUGCCCAUACCCCAACUUGAUCCUUUUUUAAUUUUCUAUUUGUGUUAAAAAAAAAAUAA